UCCUCCGAUCAUGGAGGAUGUUGAUGUGCAAACCAGCUGCAAACUUUCUUCACUCUCACGAAACCUGCGGCAUUAAUAAGCCUCUGGUUGCCAGAUCCUCCACCAUGAAAUCCUCCUGAUUAAUUGACGUGUUGGUAAAAUGGCCGCUGAGCUGUUUCCUGCCAAAAAACUGCCUGCGGUCACAGCCAACGCUGUCCAACAGUACCAUCAGCAGAACGUCAGCAACAACAACACCAUUCAGGGAUGUAACUGGCAAGGCUUGUAUCCCACGAUCAGAGAGAGAAACUCAGUCAUGUUCAACAACGAGCUGAUGGCCGAUAUUCAUUUCGUGGUGGGGCCUCCUGGAGGAACCCAGAGAGUACCGGGACACAAGUAUGUCCUGGCUGUGGGCAGUUCGGUAUUUCACGCCAUGUUCUACGGAGAACUGGCCGAAGAUAAGGAUGAGAUCCGGAUCCCUGAUGUGGAGCCACCUUCUUUCCUUGCCAUGCUAAAGUAUAUCUACUGUGACGAGAUCGACCUGUGUGCAGACACCGUCCUCGCCACACUGUACGCUGCCAAAAAAUACAUCGUUCCCCACUUGGCCCGCGCUUGCGUCAACUUCCUGGAGACCAGCCUGAGCGCUCGAAACGCCUGCGUCCUGCUGUCUCAGAGCUGCCUUUUCGAGGAGCCCGACCUCACUCAGCGCUGCUGGGAGGUCAUCGACGCGCAGGCCGAACUCGCCCUCCGCUCCGAGGGAUUCUGCGACAUCGACACUCAGACUUUAGAGAGCAUCCUUCGGCGUGAGACGCUCAACGCAAAGGAGAUGGUGGUGUUCGACGCGGCGUUGAGCUGGGCGGAGGCCGAGUGUCAACGACAGGAGCUCCAGCCCACCAUCGAGAACAAACGGCUUGUUUUGGGAAAGUCUAUCUAUCUGAUACGGAUCCCGGCGAUGGCGCUCGAUGAUUUCGCUAACGGCGUUGCGCAGUCGGGCGUGUUGACGCUCACCGAGACCAAUGAUAUUUUCCUGUGGUACACGGCGGCCAAGAAACCAGAGCUGAAGUUCGUCUGCAAACCACGGAAAGGCUUGACGCCGCAGAAGUGCCACCGCUUUCAGUCGUGCGCGUACCGUAGCAACCAGUGGCGGUACCGCGGGCGCUGCGACAGCAUCCAGUUCGCCGUGGACAAGCGCGUCUUCAUCGCCGGGUUCGGGUUGUACGGCUCCAGCUGCGGUUCGGCCGAGUACCAGGCCAAGAUCGAGCUGAAGCGCCAAGGCGUGACGCUCGGCGUCGCCAUCAUCAAAUACUUCUCCGACGGCUCCAGCAACACCUUCCCCGUGUUCUUCGAGUACCCGGUGCAGAUCGAACCCGACACGUUUUACACGGCCAGCGUGGUUCUGGACGGGAACGAGCUGAGUUACUUCGGCCAGGAGGGAAUGACGGAGGUCCAGUGCGGGAAGGUGACCUUCCAGUUCCAGUGCUCCUCAGACAGCACCAACGGGACAGGUGUGCAAGGGGGGCAGAUACCUGAACUCAUAUUUUAUGCUUGAGAGAGCGUCCCGUUCACAACUGAUUAAUCAGAAAGCAAAGUGUUUUUGUUUUUUUAAAGUGCUGCUCAGAUUUUGCACAAAGGCUGCAAAAAGAAUUUGAUUCCAGACAAUCCUUAUAGACUUUAUAUGAUAAGUAUUAGUGCACCCGAAAAAGAAAAUUCAGUCAUUUACUCACCCUCAUGUCCUUCGAAAUGUGAACGUCUGCAUUACUGAACUCAAACUUUUGAACAGUUUAUUUUUCUUGGUCAGUUGAGGCUCUCAAAUCUAGUUUCCAAUCUCGCAAAUUUGGUGUCAAGACGUGUCUUGCAAUGUUUGACGUUGUUGAAGGCAAUUGGUUUUGCAAGUAAAUAUGAUGGCAAGUUUAAAUAUGCAUAUGCAAAUUAAAUUGUAGGGAAUGAUUUUCAAUUAAUAGUGAAAGCCAUCAUACAAUUUCAGAUCACUUGGGAAAUGUUGCACAAGUCAAAAAGAUGACAUGAGCUUGAGAUAAUGACUUAAUUUUCAUUUUUGUGUGACGUAUUUUGCUAAGAGCCGUGAUUUAGGGGCCGUUUACACAACACCAGAUACCACGCGUACGUCUGCAAGAUGUCUGUUAAAGAUCACUUCACCUGGAAAGCAUCUGCCGCUUACUAACAUCUGAUAGACAUCUUUGAGAUGUCAGUUUAGCAUACAUUCUAAAUCAUUACAUCUUAAAGACAUCUUCUAAACGUCUAUUUGACAGGAAACUUCCUACCCAGAUAGC
This is a messenger RNA of Pimephales promelas (fathead minnow), 2264 nucleotides long. It is a transcript of the gene btbd3a, whose product is annotated as BTB domain containing 3a. Gene Ontology annotation, molecular function: protein binding. Gene Ontology annotation, biological process: neurogenesis; cerebral cortex development; dendrite morphogenesis. The record is from RefSeq and is a predicted model, not a curated record. Lineage: Eukaryota; Metazoa; Chordata; Actinopteri; Cypriniformes; Leuciscidae. Gene Ontology annotation, cellular component: cytosol.